ACCAAUGGAGGCAUAGCCAAGGGACAGGUAUCCAUUGAUUACCCACAGCUGGCUUUCCACCCUCAAACAUUUUUUGCUUUUGGCUCUCCGAUUGGAAUGUUCCUGACUGUUCGUGGGCUCAAACACAUUGAUCCCAACUACACCUUCCCAACCUGCAAGAGCUUUUACAACAUCUACCAUCCAUACGACCCUGUGGCCUAUCGGCUAGAGCCCAUGAUUGUAACAGAGGUUGAUCUGGAGCCCAUGCUGAUCCCUCAUCAUAAAGGCCGCAAGAGGAUGCACCUGGAACUAAAGGACAGCUUGACCCGUAUGAGCAUGGAUUUGAAGAACAAUGUUUUGGGAUCGUUACGGACGGCAUGGCAGUCCUUUUCCAGACUACCAGUUGCUGCACUGCCCCCGGUGGACCAAGGAGACACUACAAUAGAAAGAGACCUUCAAGAGACACAGGCAGGAGUGUGUGACGAGGCAGAGUCCUCAGUGUCAGCAGAGCAGACGGAGCAGCCUGAGAUUAAAGUGGGGAUGUUGAAUGGAGGACGAAGGAUCGACUACGUACUUCAGGAAAAACCUAUCGAGAGCUUCAACGAGUACCUGUUUGCCAUCCAGUCUCAUCUGUGCUACUGGGAAUCUGAGGAUACUGCUCUCCUGCUGCUGAAGGAGAUCUACGACAAGCUAGGUGUGGCCAUUGAACAGUCACACCAGUAAUACAGUUUUAUAAAAGUUGACUUGCUUUGUAGCAAUGACAGUAGCCUGAAAGUGACAAAAGGAAGGACAGCUGUCAGAGCCAGCACAAGCGUCUUCCAAGAUGCCUUACCGUCUGGGUGCCCCGGCCUCCCCUCCCUCGACGCUGAAGACCGGUUGGUUGCAGUCGGGUGAUCUCGGCUCAGAUGUGACAGUCGGCCUUCAUUUGAGGGAGCGGUGGCUUCUUAGUGGUGCCUAAACUCCCAGUGCAGGACUGGGUUUGGUGUCUGAUAGUUGUUUCAAAUCCACCCAAACAUCCCUGUCAUGCUCCUGGAUGCAUUUCUCUGUCUUUUGUGAGUCAUUCUUUAUUUGACUUUUGCUUUGCACUUUCACUUAACCAACAGGUGUUGACAUAUUAUACCUCAAGCUGAAGUUGAAUAAUAUGGAAAAAAUAAUUAUCAUGAUAAACAGUAGACACACACAGUGCUUGUUCAAAUAUGAACAAGUAUAAAAUCUACCACAUUGGUUUAAAAACUGGCCGUCAAAGCUGGUAUUUCUAUGCACAAUAAGAAUAUAUUUAAAAAUCCAAGAAUAUAAUUCAAAUUGAUUGUAAUCUAUUUUAUUUAAUUCCCAGCCCGAUGUGAUCGGACAUGUAGCUUUAUAAUUAUAAUAAACUAUAACCUUUGUCUGACCCUAUAAACCUAAAGCUGUCUUGACCAACGAAGUGCUCCGUUAGCCAAAUAUGAGACCUUUAUAAAUACGCAGGUCCAGUGGUUUCAUUUGGUCAACUAAAAUGUUUAGGUUCUGAAGGAAAAUCAAGGUUGAUAUUCUGUCCCCUGGCAGCCAUAUUUGUUUUUCUGUCAACACUAAGGCCACUUUAAACCCAGGGUUGCUACUCCUACAUGUGUGCAAUAUAACGAUAAUGUUCUUUUUCAUUCUAUUUCUAUAACUUUUGUAUAAUAUAAGGGCCAAACGGUACAUGUUUGUCUCUGUAGCAAGGUGAUGUACAGUCAUUUUCUGUAACGCAGGCACUUCUUUGCUUUGUUAGAGCAUGGUUUCUCAACAUGUUCUGGUCCUGACCCAAUGGUUAGGUGCCACAAUGUUCAUAAUUCUCAUGAACCCAGCAAUAAGAGAGCUUGAAAUCCUCUGCUUUUGAUAUAACGAGCAUGAUGCAUAGACUACAUAGAAAUUAUGUUUCAAAGCAUGUCAAUUUAUUUGACAAAAAUCAACAUAUCAAUGGACUAAAUACCACAAAUCUGCAACAUGGGGUCCAGACUACAAAGUUGAGAAUCUCUGUUUAACUUUACAAAUAUCUCGUAUGUUCCUCUCUGUCAGGGCCCCACCACUAGAGCCCUGACCCACUGGUUGUAUCAUCCACACAAUACAUGAAUAAUAGGCUUGUUCAUUUGUCUUCCUUUAGAAAUGCACUAAAUACUAAAUUAUCAUGUUGCCCUUUCCUUGGACUUCACCUCUGUCUGUGUGUCAGUUAAACGGAUCUUGAUGGUCCCUGGCUCCUCUUCCCAUAACUUCUGUUAUUGCACUUGAUACGAAAAAGUUGAUACAUACCAAAAAAACAAUUGUCUCCUUUCUAAAUACAUACCUUAUGAAAAUGGUAACAUGUUGUGCGUGCCAUAAUAAAAACAUUACAAUUGUCUUCUUGUGUUCUUUGAAUUUAUUGUAAACAUGUUUUUUCUGAAGUUGAAAGCACAAUAAAUUGAUCUGCAGCCUUUUUAGGGUUUGUAUUAUGUUGACUAUAGGACAUAACAGCCAGAAAAUACGACAUAAUUACCGCAUAUUGAGCAUCCGAAUCAAACUGGAUAAUUUACAAAGUAAUAGUAAGUCAUAAUCAAACAGGGAGGGG
Molecule: messenger RNA, 2539 nt
Organism: Anarrhichthys ocellatus (wolf-eel)
Lineage: Eukaryota; Metazoa; Chordata; Actinopteri; Perciformes; Anarhichadidae
Product: phospholipase DDHD2-like
Exons: 6
Cellular component (GO): cytoplasm; COPII-coated ER to Golgi transport vesicle
Molecular function (GO): metal ion binding; glycerophospholipase activity; triacylglycerol lipase activity
Source: RefSeq, a predicted model, not a curated record